Messenger RNA from Habropoda laboriosa, 703 nucleotides. RefSeq names its product protein SGT1 homolog (gene Sgt1). The record is from RefSeq and is a predicted model, not a curated record. Gene Ontology annotation, molecular function: protein-folding chaperone binding. Bases 41 to 703 code for a protein of 220 amino acids. The transcript is spliced from 5 exons. Gene Ontology annotation, biological process: protein stabilization. NCBI's taxonomy places the organism in Eukaryota, Metazoa, Arthropoda, Insecta, Hymenoptera, Apidae.
CCGAAUGAUUUGUGUUUGAUAAUUAUAAAAGAUCGAUCUAAUGGCUAACGAAGAAGCAGCCGUAAAGGAUGGCAAUGAAAUGCCAGUUCCCAAAAUAAGAUACGAUUGGUAUCAAACAGACGAUCUUGUCGCAAUUACAAUUUUUGCAAAGAAUGCGAUUAAUGUUAUUGUUGAUUUUCAAGAAAAUACGUUGAGUGUGUCAGCUGCAUUACCAUCAGGAAAUGAUUAUUCCAUGGAGUUAGAUUUAGCUCAUCCAAUAGUACCAGAUGAGUGUUGCUACAAGGCUGGUUCUGCUACAAUACAAGUCAAGUUGAAGAAAAAAGAUGGAAUUACAUGGAAUUCCUUAGAAAGAAGUGCAGAAGUACCAAUCACACCACAGCCUAUUCCUCAAGUUGUACAAUGUGAAAAGGAUCCAUCACAGUAUCCCAGUUCAUGUAAAAAGACAAGAAAUUGGGAUAAAUUAGAGAAAGAGAUAGAAAAACAAGAGGCAAAAGAAGAAAAUGAGGCAAAGGGAGAAGCUGCUCUCAAUUUUUUGUUCCAACGCAUAUAUGUUAAUGCUCCAGAUGAAGUUAAACGUGCAAUGAAUAAAUCCUUUCAAGAGUCUGGUGGUACAGUGCUAAGCACAAAUUGGUCAGAAGUAAGUAAAGGUCGAGUUGAAAGAAGACCACCAGAAUGUUUGGAAUGGAAACCUUGGAAUACAUAA